GGCCCUUUUCUUUCUCCCUUUAGCGGUGAAGGUGCAACAGUAAUCGGUCGUCCCGAGCCCGGGUUCAUCCGACACCCUCACCAACCAAGCUGAACUGAGCGCUACUACAGCAGCAGCAACAUGCCUCCUAAAUUCGACCCCACCGAGAUUAAAGUUGGUAUGUUUUCAGUGUCCACUGGGUAAUAAAAGCAGCAGCUUGUUCACAGCCAAGAUGGAGUCGUUCUGUGGCGGCUGCCGGCCUGUGAACGGCGUAGAGAAAACGUGUACAUGAGAUGCACAGGAGGAGAAGUCGGAGCCACCUCAGCCCUGGCCCCCAAAAUCGGACCUCUGGGUCUGUCUCCCAAGAAAGUUGGUGAUGACAUUGCCAAGGCAACCGGUGACUGGAAGGGCCUGAGGAUCACCGUGAAGCUGACCAUCCAGAACAGACAGGCAGUGGUGGAGGUCGUUCCCUCUGCGUCGGCUCUGAUCAUCAAGGCUCUGAAGGAGCCUCCUCGUGACAGGAAGAAGGUCAAGAACAUCAAGCACAGUGGGAGUGUGACCUUCGAUGAGAUUGUGGGCAUUGCUCGCGUCAUGAGGCAUCGCUCCAUCGCCAGAGAGCUCUCCGGAACCAUCAAAGAGAUCCUGGGUACCGCUCAGUCUGUCGGAUGCACCAUCGAUGGUCGUCCUCCCCACGAUGUCAUUGAUGACAUAAACGCCGGCAAAGUAGAGUGUCCAUCAGAGUAAAUGAGCGACACAAAUAAAGAUCUCAAACUAAA
This is a messenger RNA of Sander lucioperca (pikeperch), 755 nucleotides long. RefSeq names its product ribosomal protein L12 (gene rpl12). The record is from RefSeq and is a predicted model, not a curated record. The coding region runs from base 268 to 723 and encodes 151 amino acids. Gene Ontology annotation, biological process: translation. Gene Ontology annotation, cellular component: cytosolic large ribosomal subunit; ribosome. The transcript is spliced from 6 exons. NCBI's taxonomy places the organism in Eukaryota, Metazoa, Chordata, Actinopteri, Perciformes, Percidae. Gene Ontology annotation, molecular function: large ribosomal subunit rRNA binding; structural constituent of ribosome.